This is a messenger RNA of Lathyrus oleraceus (garden pea), 1872 nucleotides long. RefSeq lists its product as uncharacterized. The transcript has a single exon. Lineage: Eukaryota; Viridiplantae; Streptophyta; Magnoliopsida; Fabales; Fabaceae. Bases 358 to 1671 code for a protein of 437 amino acids. The record is from RefSeq and is a predicted model, not a curated record.
CUUAGUUAACCUCUUUAUCCAAAUCUAGUAUCCAAGUGAAUAUGUGAUUGAUCUUUGAUCUUCCUUGCUGUUAUUGUGGUGAUUGCACAACAUAAAAAGUGAUGGUGGGUAACAUGGUUGUUGGUUGUUACAGACAAGAAAGAAAAGAUAAAAGUUUCCAAAGCUUCUUUUUUCAUCACAAGUGUUCUUCCUCACUCUCUCUUACCAAUCUAUUCCCUAUAUUCACGCCGCACUCACACUCUCUUCUCUUUCCAAAACCUAAAACAAAACUCAUCACAAUAUCACUUUUCUCCUAAACCAAACCAUUGCUUCUCUUUCUCUUUGCUUUGUCAUCACAAACACACAAAAACAGGUAAAAUGAGUGAGUUAUCUUUCUCUAACACUUCCAACAACAACAAUGAAUUCUCUACUAACAUCUUAUCCUUCUUGUUCCGUUUUUGUUUCUCUAUAUUCUCACACCCUUUGUACUUUUUUUACUUCCUCUUCUUCUCUCCAUAUAUCCUUAAACUUCUCUCUUUUCUUUCUCCUUUGUUCAUCACUACUACCCUUCUUAUCCUUGUGGCUCUUCUUACUUUCACUCCUAGCUUUGUACAUCAAAAAGGUGGUAGCAAAAGUAGUAGCUCUGAGGUUUCUACUUUGCAGAAUUUUCUAACAUGGUUUGAAUCUGAUGACAAAGAUGAAGAAAUUGGUUUCCUUGAUGAGUUGGAAGCUUAUUUAGUUAUGUUCCAAGCUUCGAUCUUUGAAGUUGAUGAACCGAAAUCGGAAGAAGAUUUUAUCUUUGAAGAAGCCGAUGAAGAGUUUUCAGUUGAAGCAAGUGAUGUUUUAGAGUUUUCAGAAGAAGCAAGUAAAGAAGAGAAAAAGGUGGAGUUGGAUGAAGAAAACCAAGACGAGAAAGAAGAAAAAGUUGUUGAAUGCAUUAAGGAAGAAAAGGUGUUAGAUGUGAAGAGUUUGGUAACAUUGUUUCAAGAAUAUGCGGAGUUAGAAAAUGUGUCUAGUGAGAAGGAAGAAAAAGAACUAGUCAAGCCUAUAUUGGAUACUAAGUUCAAUAAAGUUGAAGAAAGUAAAGAAAAAUGGAACAUGAGAAGUGGAUCCAAAGUGAAGGGUAAUAGAGACAUGUAUGAAAGUAAAGUGAAAAGUAGUAAAAGUGAUGAAGAGCAUGCUUUUGGUGAAGCAUUGAAGGUGAAAAAAUCUCAUAGAGUGGAUGCAAAUUAUGGGAGUCCACAAAGUAAUUGGGAGUAUAGUGGAAAAGUAAUUGGGAAUGAUGAUGAAGUUGGUUCUAAUCUUGGAAGUUUUGGUUCAAUGAGAGUGGAAAAAGAGUGGAGGAGGACAUUGGCUUGUAAGCUUUUUGAGGAAAGACACAACAAUGGUGAUGGAAGUGAAGGAAUGGAUAUGCUUUGGGAAACAUAUGAGAAAGAAUCAAACAAGGUUAUGAAGAAAAGUGAUAGAAAGAAAGGGAAGAAAUUGAGUGAAGUUGAGUUUAAUGAGGAUGAGGAAGAGGAAGAAGAGGUAGGGGCUAAGUUAUGUUGCUUACAAGCUUUGAAAUUCUCAACGGGGAAGAUGAAUUUAGGAAUGGGAAGGCCUAACCUUGUUAAAUUCUCUAAAGCUUUGAAAGGUAUGGGAUGGUUGCAUAAUGUAGGCAAGAAUGGAAAGAAGAAUAACACCAUUAAGUAAUUGUUUUUUAUGUUUUGUAACUUUUGAUUAGACUUAGAAGUUGUGUAUUUGUUUGAUGAUGAAUGAGAAGUAAAUAUUUUGUUUGUUGAUUAUACAAAGAUGUUUCAUUAGAGAUGUUUCUUGUAAUAUAUGAUUUGAAAAUGUAUUUAUAAGUGCUGAUUGAGAAGGAAUCGUGGUUUUACGAGAUUCAUUUAUAGAAUU